AUGUCGUCUCCACCGGUCUCCGAAGGUUAUCCCACCACGGCAUCUCACGACCGUCCUGACCGAGAAGACCUUGACGAAGAUCACAAAUAUAAACGUCGGAGGCUGGAAGAGCAACCGGCUCCUUCUCGAAACAUGGCUGACUCUUCUCGUCCUCCCAACAUUGCUGGACCACCUCCAAAUCUACACUACGCUCCAUUUUAUGGCCAUCCCAACGACGCUUUCUCCUUCUUGCCGCCGCCCUCGCCGAUGACUUCGGGUGCUCUCUGGGAGGAAGAUGCGGCACUGCAAUACCUCGCCUCCGGGAGCGGGUUUGCCCAAGACUUGCGAGGCCUUGUCCCGGCAUUCACACUACCCUACAGCUUUCCCACCGCACCUUCGACAGCCCAGCCGCCACAACGACCUUCUGAAGUGACCAGCCAUCCUGCUUAUCAGCAUCCACGUCCACCCCCGGCCAUUCCCAUGCAUCCACGGACCCUGCCCGACGACUUCUUCCAGCACCUCUCCACUGGUUUUUCAGAUGAGCGCUUGCGGGAAGUUGCGGGGCGCGUCUCCGAGUCCACCAGAUAUUUGAUGGCCAGCCACUUUGGAAGUAAUGCUAUUCUCGGUCAUGAUGAAAAUAGACCACCUCAACCUCCGAACCCGGCCACGAAUGAAUUUGUCCCUCGACGACGAUCUCCACCAGAACCGUCUACACCGAAGCCUGCAAUCGUGCUGACUCUCAGUCGAGCCACUACAGAUAGCAUCAAAGCUUUGGAAGACCACAAGAGGGAAUGUCCCGCAUGUCAGCUAGAAUUCGAACCCGACAAUUUCAUGGCGGUGAUCACUUGUUGCCACACUGCCAUGCAUGUCUCUUGCCUGUCGGCGUGGGUCAACUCUCAAACCUAUUCCAAGAGCAGAACGUGCAUGAAGUGCCGCCGCAGUAUUGAUGCAAGACGUACCUUGAAUAACGUGGUACCGCCAGUCAACGAGAAGGCCUGGGAUGAAGGGGGAAGUUUCGACGCACCCGAGCAUUUGAAGGGUGACUCCAGAAUCGAACUCAACGUCAGUGCCAGACCCUCGCGGCCCGCAUAUCGACGACCUAGAGGAGGAGCUCAUUACACAACUUUCCAGCCAAGAGGCUCCGCAGUCGCGCUGCCUGCAACGCUGACCCCCGAGACAAGACGUGCGAUAACCCGAGCUCGACAGGAUCAAAUGACGGAGCUCGAGGAAAUGAGGGAUCGACUGCGGACUGCCUACAACGAGCAAAAUCGGACCCGCGAAGAAAACAUCAACGCCCAGGGAAGACUUUUGGCAGCACAAGCAGAAGCCAAUCAUGGCGUUCCGCUAGAUGUCGUGUCUCUAGGUCGUGUCUGCGAGGAGAAGAAGCUAGCAAGAGACAGGGCUCUCGAGAACUUCCAGAAGAUUCAACGCGAAAUGAACAAGAUGCAAAACGUGCAUUCGGAACGGAUGAACGUUUUAGUUGGAGAGGCGUUAAGGGAGCAACGCCGCGCUAGGGUUGCGGAAGGAGAAGCUGCUCGAAGUUUGUCCUCUUCUGCUGAUGGCGGCGAUGCCGAGUCUACGAUGUCCAUGUCUCCAUGA
Capronia coronata CBS 617.96 is the source of this 1578-nucleotide messenger RNA. RefSeq lists its product as uncharacterized. The record is from RefSeq and is a predicted model, not a curated record. The transcript has a single exon. Lineage: Eukaryota; Fungi; Ascomycota; Eurotiomycetes; Chaetothyriales; Herpotrichiellaceae. The coding region runs from base 1 to 1578 and encodes 525 amino acids.